GCUCCUUAACAAGGAGCGAGACUGGCGAGCGCAAUGUGGCAAAGCGGCGGCAUGGGCGCCCAUGCGGCCAACAAUCCAUGGAUGAAAUUAAUGGGCAUUGUCCACAAGGAGAGAAGGCAUCACGAUUCAGGCUCUGCCGCUGCCGCCGCUUCUGGUGUUCAGGGCUCUGCGACUACUGGCAGCAACGACCGGACGCUCAAUCAAUCGCUGCCGAAACUCAGCAGCCAGGACGAGGAUGGGCCGAACCCCCACACCCAAUACACAGGCGUCACGCAUUUCGAGCCCAUACCGCACGAUCAUGACUUUUGCGAGAGGGUCGUCAUUAACGUGAGCGGGUUACGGUUUGAGACGCAGCUGCGUACGCUGAACCAAUUUCCGGACACGCUCCUUGGCGAUCCGUCACGGCGGCUCCGAUACUUCGAUCCGCUACGCAACGAGUACUUCUUCGACCGGAAUCGGCCCUCCUUCGACGCGAUACUCUACUACUACCAGAGCGGUGGCAGGCUUCGCCGCCCGGUCAACGUUCCUCUCGAUGUCUUCUCCGAGGAGAUCAAGUUCUACGAGCUGGGCGAGCUGGCCACCAACAAAUUCAGGGAGGACGAAGGGUUCAUCAAGGAGGAGGAGAAGCCGCUGCCGAAGCACGAGUUCCAAAGGAAGGUCUGGCUGUUGUUCGAGUACCCGGAGAGCUCGCAGGGCGCCCGUGUCGUCGCCAUAAUAUCCGUGAUCGUGAUCCUCCUGUCGAUCGUGAUAUUCUGCCUGGAGACCCUGCCGGAGUUCAAACACUACAAGGUCUUCAACACGACGACGAACGGCACGAAGAUCGAGGAGGACGAAGUGCCGGACAUUACCGACCCGUUCUUCCUAAUAGAGACUAUUUGUAUCAUCUGGUUUACGUUCGAGUUAUCGGUGCGCUUCCUCGCCUGUCCAAAUAAACUGAACUUCUUCCGUGACGUAAUGAACUUCAUCGACAUCAUCGCGAUCAUUCCUUACUUCAUCACGCUCGGCACCGUGAUGGCCGAGGAGGAGGACCCGCUUGAUCUACCAAAAGCGCCGGUAAGCCCGCAGGACAAGAGUACGAACCAGGCGAUGUCCCUGGCGAUACUCAGGGUCAUCAGGCUGGUCAGGGUGUUUCGGAUAUUCAAGCUGUCCAGGCACAGUAAAGGCCUUCAGAUCCUCGGCCGUACGCUCAAGGCCUCCAUGAGGGAGCUCGGCUUGCUCAUCUUUUUCCUCUUCAUCGGUGUGGUGCUGUUCUCGUCGGCGGUAUACUUCGCGGAGGCGGGCACGCAGGACAGCUUCUUCAAAUCGAUACCGGACGCGUUCUGGUGGGCGGUGGUCACGAUGACGACCGUGGGCUACGGGGACAUGAGGCCCGUGGGUGUCUGGGGAAAGAUAGUGGGCUCUUUGUGCGCGAUCGCCGGUGUGCUGACGAUCGCUCUGCCUGUCCCCGUCAUCGUCUCCAACUUCAACUACUUCUAUCACCGUGAGACUGACCAGGAAGAGAUGCAGUCGCAGAACUUCAAUCAUGUGACCAGCUGCCCGUAUCUCCCUGGUACUGUAGGUCAACACUUGAAGAAGAGCUCGAUGUCGGAAUCGACGUCGGACAUAAUGGAGCUGGAAGAGGGCAUAAUGCUCACUCAUCCAGAAAUUACAAAGAAGCCCAACUGCAACCCCCGCCAUAAUAACAAUAUUAAUCCAGCCUGUAUGAGCAUCGAGACUGACGUCUGACUACUAGUGAAGGAGACGGUGGCAACGUGGUGGCCAAUGCUGGGACGGUUGUCGAAGAACAGCUACAGCUCCCUACGGUGCCUGACGUAGGCCUCCUUCACACGUCGUCGUAGUCGCGCUAGCUGCGAGCGCUAGCGAUCAGCGCGUGUACGCGUGCGCGCCGGCUGUCAUUUGGAUCGCACGCGGCAGCGCAGGCGCGCCCGCCCACCCGCUCGCCCGCCCUCUGUCCAUAGUCUGUCAAUACGAGGGGUGCUUCCACACGAUCCAUUAUUACGCGUCAACCAGAACAAGAGAGAACGAGAACGGGAGAAGAAAUGAUCAACGACCAAGAAUCGGCUGUAAAUGGGUGCCACAAAAUGAUUUUUUCUUCCAUCGGCGCGACGCGCGAGAAUUACGAUCGUCGGCGGAGAAGGGAGAGAGUGAGUUGGAGUUGGAGGAAGAAAAGGGAAAGCACACGUCGAGGGAAGGACGUUAAACGAUUACUGGCUACCAGGCGUAGAGAGAUAAGAGAGAUAGGAUAGGCGAAAGGUGUGCAAAGGAAAGAAACGUGAUGGGCGGAUAAAGAGAGGUGGCGAGAGUGCGUUUCGGCGAGAAACGUCGACGUCGAAAACGAGGACAGCCGCUUCGGAGGUGUUACACGGUACACGCAUACACGCACCCCACGUAGGGACCUACGUGCUAAUAGGGGAAUGGAGCUGGAUGUUUUCUUCAGUCGCGAGUCUCCAUUCUCCACACCACCGACUCCAGUGUUCAAUACAAAUGAUAACAAAUAAAAAUAAAAAAGUAACAAAUAAAACGGUAUAAACGAAACGAAGGGGAAGAGAGAAGGAGGGAAGAAGAAGAAGAAGAAGAUAAAUAAACGUCGCAGCGGCUUCGCGAACGAACAAAAUGUUAAGCAAAACAAAAAAAAAUGAAAUAAAAAAGUAUAUAAGAGAAACGUCGUCGAACCUUCCCUCCCCUCGUUUAAACAGUGGUCGAGUGAACUCUCCGUGGCCGGCCGGAUGAGAUAAUGGCCGGUUCGAACGCGGUGGGGAGGCCUGGACGGCGACGAAACCAGGGGAAUCGUACCAGAUAAUACUAAUUAAUUAUUAUCGAUGUAAUUAUAUCGAGUAAACACGUAGGCGAAGGUACGCUAAACAAGCAAACGAGCAAACAAAGAGGAAGAAGAGAUGAAGAUAAAAAUAUUAUUCGUUUUAAUGAUUAAAUAACACUGCGCGAAAGAAAAAAUAAAUAAAUAAACGGACGAAGCCACGAUCGAGCGGAAGAGGAGAACAAGACGGAGGGAGAGAGAAGACGAAGAGAGAAAAAACGCAAGGAAGGAAGAAUUUCUUUGGCGAUGGUGCUCGCGGUGCAGAGAGGACAGACUUCCGAUAAUAAAAAAAAGAAACGAUGAUUCCGUAAGCGUUAUUACACACGUACAUACACACGUACACGUAACUUUACCACGUACGAACGCACGAGCAGCGCGAAACGGAAGAACAAGUGUGUCUUUGCAGCGGAGAGACUGUUUUUUUCACUGAGGACAAAUUAACUCGAAGUAAGCUCUAUGUACUAUUUCGAACGUACGCGCGCGAGAGAGAGAGAGAGAGAGAGACCGUUUGGAAUGCAAUUCGUUUUCUCGGAGCGUGACGCUGUACCUUUGUUCACACUCACACACGACACACCUACACGCAUACACCACGUAGAACUUUUACACGCACGCACACGUACACACACACAGAGAGAGACACAACAAGCAUCUGCGAACCUUAGUCAAGAAUGAGGACUGACGUUUGUACGAUACCUUGAAGAACAGGCGUAGCGUUGUUCUCGUCGACUACCAGUUAAAACAGGCGCCAUUCAUCGAUCCUGCACGAUUCACGGAGUAUAAAUGCUAAUACACUCGCGAGAAAAGAAAGAAAUUCAACGAACGAACUAUAGUUACAAGUUUUAGGCCACACUGGUGUCCUCGACAAAACGGACUAUUGUCUGCUUCACGGGCGAAACGAUAUAUUUGCGACACCGUUGUUCCCUAAGAUUUGCGACGAUAAAUAGAUCACUCUGGCUCGUGCACGAUCGAGGCGCGCGCUGCAAAAUCCGGAAAAAAAGCGAGAUCGACGAAAAGAACGAAAAACACUGUGAGCUCGAACCGCGGCAGGUUUUCGACGCGCCUAUAUCACUACGAGCGAACCAGUGCGGACACUCCGCUGCGUCGUUGCGGAGGGCUCUCGGUGGCGCGACAAGUUUGCGAGAUUGCCGAUCAGAAAAGGAGAUGGCGGAUAUACAUGGGUAAAUUCGAGUUGCGCGUAUUUUGCUCGAGCAGCGCUGGCACGAGUAGAAAAAAGAAAAAAAAAAAAAACGGACAGGCAGGGUGGAAAGUUGCGAUCAAUGGCCGGAAAGGUGUCUGCCGAUGGCGCGUACCGCCGUGUUCACGCUCAACGAACUCGGGACGGACGCUGCCGCGAACGUUUUCGGUCCCUUUUUGUGCCCGCGCGACCAAUCCGGGGGAAUUCGUAACA
Messenger RNA from Habropoda laboriosa, 4223 nucleotides. RefSeq names its product potassium voltage-gated channel protein Shaker (gene shaker). Gene Ontology annotation, cellular component: voltage-gated potassium channel complex; membrane. Gene Ontology annotation, molecular function: delayed rectifier potassium channel activity; protein binding. Gene Ontology annotation, biological process: potassium ion transmembrane transport; protein homooligomerization. NCBI's taxonomy places the organism in Eukaryota, Metazoa, Arthropoda, Insecta, Hymenoptera, Apidae. The transcript is spliced from 8 exons. Bases 34 to 1725 code for a protein of 563 amino acids. The record is from RefSeq and is a predicted model, not a curated record.